UCCUAAAGUUCUUGGUUACUGUAGAUUCUAGAAAUCAGAAAUUUUAGCUUUUAAUACGGGAACCACAACUGCAAUCAGUAACUUUGACAAAGGUUAGCGGUGCUUCUACUGUGUGGAGACCAAAAGAGGUGUGUUCAUUAACGCAGGAGUGUUUGCAUGCAUGCUGAUCUCAUUGCAGCUGCACACAAACAGGCCCGGUCUAGAUGUGCAUGAAGGCAGGGCCCUGGGGCUGCAGGAAAAUAUAACAGAUUUAUUCCUCUGUAAUCAUUACUGCUAAUACAACACCUGACACAAGUCCUCUCAUCACCGCAAUGGCCGAAAUGAAUGGGACACAGUUGAAUGCAGUGAACCAGCUUUUAGCCAACCACAACGCCUCCAGCAGCUCCUGGCAGAAGGAGGCAGUGAGAGGAAUCCAAAUAGUAGCUACUCUGCUCAUCUUCCUGGUGGGUGUAUCUCUGAAUGGGCUGGUGGUUUGGGCACUUGGACUGCGGCGUAAUCGUCACGUGGGGCGCAGAGGUAGCAGUGAGGAGACGCGAGCUGCCAGCAGUUUCCGUAUCUAUGUCCUGAACCUGGCCGUGGCUGACCUGGUGCUGCUCCUGCGUACUCCCCUCAUGUUGGGCUACGUCGCUAACAACUACAGCUGGCCAUUCGGCCGUGUCUUCUGCCACGUGAUCAUCUUCCUGCGAGGCCUGGGGUUAUACGCCUCCGCUUUCCUUCUCUGUGCCGUGGCACUGGAGCGAUGCUUGUGUCUGCUGAGGCCCGUGUGGGCUCGACUGCGACGCCCCGCCUGGGCUGUUCCUCUGGCCUGUGGGAUCUUAUGGCUGAUAGCCACCAUCUUGUCGGCCCCGUACCUCCACUAUGCCUUCCUGAGUGACAUAAACGGGACAUACCAUUGCGUGGAGAGUGGGGAGUCUAACAUGCCGCUGUUUGUCACAGAAACAAUAGUUGGUUUCAUCUUGCCCCUGCUGGUGUUCUUGGGAAGCAACCUGGCUGUAUUGCUCACCGUUCAGAAAGCAGUGCCCUUAACACCGACCUCCUCCACCAACCCUUCAACUGCCCGCAGGAUGACCAGGAUGUACCACAUGCUGUUUUUCACCAUGCUCCUCUUCCUCACCUGCUGGGUGCCAUAUUUUGUUUGUCGGUUCCUUCUGACCUUAGCCAAGGGACCGCCUAAACGGGAGUCGCUGUAUAACGCAGCAUUUUAUGGCAAAUACGUAUCUCUGUUCCUGGUGUACAUCAAGUGUGCUCUUAACCCGGUGCUGUAUGUGUUUGCUGCCCGAGGCUUAGGCCGUGCUAUCAGAAUGUCAGUAGUCUCCACGAUUGAAAGACUUUUCAACGAUGAAUCCAUGGAUUCCAUCAGAAGGAAGUCACUCAAGAACUCACUUAAGAACUCACAGAUGUAACAAAGAGGUCAACAAUGUUUUUAGAUUUCGAGUAGUUUUUAUAUUUGACUGGUUGGUUUCUCCAUUUGCGCAAUUUGCUCACACCCCCCAAAAUAGUUACCUGUCUAAAUAAAUCAAAGACGAGUUUGAGUUACUGUAAAGCAAAGCACGUGCUUUAGGCCAUCGUUUUAAAAAUGAGUCCAAAAGCCACAGCAAAUGGAGAAAUAACUGAAUGUCAUUAAUGUUACAUUCCCUAAAUGUAGAGAUGUAAUCCUGUUGACAGACAAAAACUGAACCAGGCCAUGUAUUUCUACUCUCAGGUAAGGACAAGAAGAUAUUUGGAUGUAAGCGUCAUCAGUAAAAGUACAUGACUGAAGACUUCAGAAAUGCAGCUUCUGUUGCGACACGCUGAAGGCAGGGUCAUAAUUGGGCAUAAAAAUGAAUUCAUGAAUCAUCUUGUCCGUUGGUUCAUGGGCAGGGAACACCUUCAUUGUAAAUAACAAGCCAAAGUGAACACAUAAUCAUUUCAGUGCCAGUUUCCUGGCCCCGGGGUAAACCUAAUAUGUCAUGUGGACUCCAAGAUAACGCACCGUAAAGCUUGCAUGUACUAUAUCUCUACUAUGGUCCAAGGAAUGUGAUACUGAAUGUAUUUUAUCAGUGAGUCAGAUCCAUCAAUCUGCUGAACUCAUGCUCAAGAUGUCCAGAAUAAAACAGGUCGUAGUCUAUGCAUCUGGUACUGGUUGUACCUAACAAACCAAUGAAUGUACGUACUAUAAGGCUAUAGACUCUUAGAGGACUGAAGCACAACAUGCUGAGCAGAAUGUAAAUAAUAUUGCAAGGUCAUUAUCUCAUUGUGAAUGUAUGUACUGACUGGACUUCAUUUAUGCACAGGUAGCUUUAUUAUUGUUUGUUGUUUAUAAAAGCACAUCUAUUCUGUCAUUAAUGGUAGCACUUUACAUUUAUUUUCUUUCUAAAAACAUGAAUAAUAAAAAAAAAUAAAAAAUCUUUAAA
Molecule: messenger RNA, 2393 nt
Organism: Sebastes umbrosus (honeycomb rockfish)
Lineage: Eukaryota; Metazoa; Chordata; Actinopteri; Perciformes; Sebastidae
Product: C5a anaphylatoxin chemotactic receptor 1
Exons: 3
Coding region: 312-1403 (363 amino acids)
Biological process (GO): complement receptor mediated signaling pathway; positive regulation of cytosolic calcium ion concentration; inflammatory response
Cellular component (GO): plasma membrane
Molecular function (GO): G protein-coupled receptor activity; complement component C5a receptor activity
Source: RefSeq, a predicted model, not a curated record